Messenger RNA from Penicilliopsis zonata CBS 506.65, 1337 nucleotides. RefSeq lists its product as hypothetical. NCBI's taxonomy places the organism in Eukaryota, Fungi, Ascomycota, Eurotiomycetes, Eurotiales, Aspergillaceae. The record is from RefSeq and is a predicted model, not a curated record. The transcript is spliced from 2 exons. Gene Ontology annotation, cellular component: nucleolus. Gene Ontology annotation, biological process: maturation of LSU-rRNA from tricistronic rRNA transcript (SSU-rRNA, 5.8S rRNA, LSU-rRNA); ribosomal large subunit assembly. Bases 34 to 1047 code for a protein of 337 amino acids. Gene Ontology annotation, molecular function: rRNA binding.
CACCCCUCAAGUAUCUACGGUCAGCUCUCCGCCAUGAUGCUCAGAGAAGUGAAGGCGAAGAACCCGCGCACUGCGCGCAUCCUGAAGGCGCGGGAGCCGCAGCUCAUCGAGCCCCCCAAGCGCAUGCUGCUGAUGCACGGGUCGAAAUGCCCGGUAGCCCUGCACACGGUCCUGAAGACGUUCCAUUCCCUGACGAAACCGAACUCGAUCCUGUUCCACAAGAAGAAUGAGAACAUCCACCCCUUCGAGAACACGGAGAGCAUGGAGUUUCUCGCCAACAAGAACGAGUGUGGGAUUGUUGCCUUUGGUAGCAGCAGCAAGAAGCGCCCGAACUGCUUGACCCUCGCGCGCAUUUUUGACUCCAAGAUCCUGGACAUGUGCGAGCUGAUGUUGCUCCCCGGGGUGGACGAGACCGCCAUUCCGGCCAUGAACAACCUGACCAUGCACAUCGGCCUGGGCCUGCGGCCUUUACUGCUGUUUGCCGGCAGCCCGUGGGAGGACCCGACAUCGAACGCACACGUGAUGCUGAAGAGCAUGUUUGUCGACAUGUUCAAGGGCGAGGAGUCGGAUAAGAUCGACGUGGAAGGCCUGCAGUAUAUCCUGAUGGUGAGCGCGGAGGAACCCACCGAGGGCCUGUCAUCUGUGAUUCACCUGCGCUGGUACAAGAUCAAGACCAAGCGUAGCGGCCACAAGCUGCCUCGUGUUGAGCUGGAUGAGAUAGGUCCCAAGUUCGACUUCAAGGUCGGUCGGGUGCAGGAGGCGCCGCGCGACGCCCUGAAGGAGGCUAUGAAGCAAGCCAAGCGGCCCAACGAAGACAUGAAGACGAAGAAGAACAUCGGUAUGGACUCGAUCGGUGAUAAGAUCGGCCGUGUGCACCUGGGCAAGCAGGAUCUGGGCGGCCUCCAGACGCGCAAGAUGAAGGGAUUGAAGCGUCGCGCCGGCGUGGAGUCCGACGACGACAACGACGACGAAGAUCACGAUCUUGAUAUGAUGGAAGUGGACGAGAUCUCAGAAGAUGAAGGACGGAAACGUCCCCGGAAGCAUUGAGGCCGUCCGGGGCCCUAAAACAAAAGAAGAAAAAAGCACUACUCCUUUGAUCUCUUUUUUCUACAUUUGAGCCGACGAGUCUUCCGCACCAGGCGUUCCGGGUUGGUUUCAGGGUCUGUUUUCCCUUGCCCAGAUGGCAAGCAACUUCAUUAUUUGCUGUCGGCUACUGCUACUCUCGUGGUAUUGAAAAUGAUAUAUGUACGGACUUGUCCGGUCUGUCUAUAGAAUAGUUGUAACUAGCUAUGAUGAUCCAUAAAAUAUUUCUUUUUCCAAUAGAUCUAAUAGCACCG